AUGCCUGUCCUCCGACGCUCCCCAUUCGCCCUUCGCAUUCCCUCCGCACGCUCCUAUGGCACCAGCCAGCCCAAAGGCCACAAGCCGACCAUUGGCAUCCGCCGCGAAGACCCUGAACGGCUCUGGGAGAGGCGUUGCCCUCUUACGCCCGACUUGGUGCACGAAUUGGUGCACAAGGACGGAGUGGACGUGCUGGUCCAGCCUUGCGAGAGACGGGUGUUCACCUCGACAGACUUCCUGAAGGCUGGCGCGAAGCUGCACCCGACUCUGCAACCCGCGCAUAUAGUCGUUGGAAUCAAGGAGACCCCUCUACCGGAGGUGUAUACGGGACCCCUUCCCUCCCCCCGUCUCCCCCAUGCGCGAGAUGGUUCGAGCUCGUCGCUCGUUCCCCGCACACAGAUCAUGUUCUCGCAUACAAUCAAGGGACAAGUAUACAACAUGGAGUUGUUAUCCAAGUUCUUAGCCUCAGAAAACCCGUCCGCGCCAGCAAACGGCUCUUUACUUCCUCGGCUCAUCGACUACGAGCUCUUGACCGGUGCAGACGGGAAGCGCACUGUAGGCUUUGGAUGGUUCGCAGGUGUUGCGGGGGCGCUCGAGGCGUUCUGCGCAAUGGCACACGCACAUCUUGAGUUAGGGGUAGCUAGCCCUUUCCUCUGGACACCGCGGCCGCACACGCACCCCUCAUUAGCGACCAUCCGCUCGACUCUCCGAGAUGUCGUCGGAGCGGAGAUUGCGGCCAGUGGUACGCCGAAGAGUCUCGGACCGUUGGUGAUCGGGAUCACUGGUACCGGAAAUGUUUCCCAAGGAUGCCUUGCACUUUUGGAGGAUCUCCCCGUCCAGUAUGUCAGUGUCGAACAACUACGAAGCGUAGUGACCGACCCUCAUACCGACCUGCACAAGAUCUACGUGGUCCACGCGCACGCAAAAGACUACUUCGUGCGGAAAGACGGCCAGCCCUUCGACCGCGCCCACUACUACGCCCACCCCGACGAAUACGUGUCCGAGUUCCACACGAAGAUCGCGCCCUACCUCUCCCUCCUCCUCCACGGCGCCGGCUGGGCCCCCGCCUUCCCGCGCCUGAUGACGAACGCGCAGCUCACCACGACGCUCGAGAUCGCGCAGACGCUCGGCAAGGGCCGCUUCGCGGCCGUCGGCGACAUCAGCUGCGACGUCGAGGGCGGGCUCGAGUUCCUGCAACGGUCCACCACGCUCUCCGCGCCGACGUACGUCGCGCGGCCCCCGGGGCUCCCCGCGCACCUCCCGCCCGUCGCGAUGAUGGCGGUCGACAUCCUGCCGACCGCGCUCCCCCUCGAGGCGUCGGUGCACUUCGCGGGCAGGUUCGCGCCGUACCUCCGCGCGGUCGUCGCGGGCUACACGGGCUCGCCGCCGCGGACGGACGCAGAGGAGGAGGCGGCGGAGGCGUUGCGACGCGCGACAGUCGCGCAGGGCGGGGAGCUCGUCCGGUCGUUCGAGUGGCUGCGCAACCCGUUGGGAGUGUGGAAGGAUAGCGUCAGCGGGGUCGCGCCGGUGUCGGGGCUGGAUAAUGAGGCGCCUGCGAAGACGGAGAAGAACGCGGUUGGAGUGGAGAGGAAGAAGACCGUAUUGGUGCUUGGGAGCGGAAUGGUCGCACCGCCGGCGGUGGCGGAGCUGUGUGGGCGGCCCGACGUGCAGGUGGUGGUAGCCAGCAACGUGUUGACGGAUGCGGAGCGACUCACCGCCCCCUUCCCGAAUGCUACGGGACUCCUCGUUGACAUGAGCGACGCCGCGGCUGUGGAGAAGUUGAUCUCCGCGGCGGAUGUGGUUAUUAGCCUCCUACCCGUGCCCUUCCACCCCGCUGUCGCCGACAUGUGCAUCAAGAACCAGAAACACAUGGUCACAGCGUCGUACAUCUCGCCAGCCAUGCGCGAACUGCACGAUCGGGCUGUGGCAGCGGACGUGGUGAUCAUGAACGAGAUCGGCCUGGACCCGGGCAUCGACCACUGCUCGGCGUUGUCCCUGCUCGAUGACCUCCGUGCGCAAGGCAAGGAGAUCCUCUCGUUCACGUCCUUCUGCGGCGGCCUGCCUGCACCUGAAGACGCGGAGGUCCCGCUCGGGUACAAGUUCAGCUGGAGUCCGAAGGGCGUGCUCACCGCCGCGCUCAACUCGGCACGGUUCAAGCUCGCCGGCGAGGUAUGCGAAAUCGACGGCGCAGACCUGCUGGCCACGCCCUUCACGGACCUACCGCUCUCGAACGUGCUCAAGCUCGAGGGCCUCGCGAACCGCGACAGCCUUCCAUACGCCCCCGCGUACGGCCUCGGCCCAGAGACCCGCACCGUCUUCCGCGGGACGCUGCGCUACCCCGGGUUCGCGCGGCUCAUGCACGGCUUCCGCGCCGCGGGCCUGCUGGACGCACAAACGAAGAUCGCACCCUCAAGCUGGCACGCGCUCGCCCGCGCCGCGCUCGAAGAGCGCCUCGGGACGCUCGUCAUGGACGACGCCGCGUCGGUGCGCGCCGCGCUCGGCGACGUCGUCUCCGAGGGCGACCGGGAAGACGUGCUCGCCGCGCUGCGCUGGCUCGGGGCACUCCCGCCUUCGCCCGCCGAAGACGCGAGCGGGGGCGACGCCGGGAUGCCGCCCCUCCCGGGGACGCCGCAGGCGCCGAUCGACCUCUUCGCGGGCCUGCUCGCGCACAGGCUGCGGUACCGCGCGGGGGAGCGGGACCUGGUGGUGCUCGCGCACGAGGUCGUGGCGCGGGACGCGCGCGGGGCGGAGGAGGUGCACGCGUCGCGGCUCGUCGCGUACGGGGACGGCGGGGGCUCGGCGAUGGCGCGCACGGUGGGGCUGCCGGUCGCGUACGCGGCGCUGCAGGUGCUCGACGGGGGCGUGGCGGCGCGCGGGGUGCAGGGCCCGACGGAGCGGGGGGUGUUCCGGAACGUGCUGGAGAGGCUGGAGGCGGCGGGGCUGGGCGUGCGGGAGAGCGUGGAGCGGAAGGGGCGGGUGGGCGUGGAGGAGACGUUGGUGAGGCGGUGGAGGGAGAUGAAGGCGUGA
This is a messenger RNA of Epithele typhae, 3027 nucleotides long. Its product is annotated as Saccharopine dehydrogenase-domain-containing protein. NCBI's taxonomy places the organism in Eukaryota, Fungi, Basidiomycota, Agaricomycetes, Polyporales, Epitheliaceae. Gene Ontology annotation, molecular function: saccharopine dehydrogenase activity. The coding region runs from base 1 to 3027 and encodes 1008 amino acids. The record is from RefSeq and is a predicted model, not a curated record. Gene Ontology annotation, cellular component: cytoplasm. The transcript is spliced from 11 exons.